AUGGCAACCCAGAUUGACAAAGAGGCUUGCAGAGAAGCUUACAAUGAUGUCCGGGAUGACAAUACAGACACGAACUGGGUUGUGUUUAAAUACGAUGGCUCCAAGAUCGUGCCUGGUGGACAAGGAGUGGAUUAUGGCGAGUUCAAGACUAUGUGCACAGACGAUGCUCGGCUUUUUGUUUUCGUCAGGAUCACGACAGGAGACGCCAUGAGCAAACGAGCCAAAUUCACUCUCAUCACUUGGAUCGGCGAGAACAUUAGCGGACUGCAGAGGGCCAAAGUCAGCACGGACAAGACCCUGGUCAAAGACAUAGUGCAGAACUAUGCCAAGGAGUUCUUGAUUAGUGAUCCUAAAGAGCUGGAAGAGGACUACAUACGUGAAGAGCUAAAGAAAGCCGGGGGUGCUAACUACGACGCUCAGGCUGAGUAG
Messenger RNA from Knipowitschia caucasica, 429 nucleotides. Lineage: Eukaryota; Metazoa; Chordata; Actinopteri; Gobiiformes; Gobiidae. The record is from the annotation of a GenBank genome assembly.